Solea solea (common sole) is the source of this 5354-nucleotide messenger RNA. It is a transcript of the gene plekha7b, whose product is annotated as pleckstrin homology domain containing, family A member 7b. The transcript is spliced from 27 exons. Gene Ontology annotation, molecular function: protein binding. The coding region runs from base 154 to 4206 and encodes 1350 amino acids. NCBI's taxonomy places the organism in Eukaryota, Metazoa, Chordata, Actinopteri, Pleuronectiformes, Soleidae. The record is from RefSeq and is a predicted model, not a curated record.
AAAAGCGUGCAGCCCUAGCGGUGGUGGUGGUGUUAUGUGGGCUCCCUGGAAAAGUCUGCGGACUGGAGAGAGAGGAAGAGAGAGGAGGAAGAGCGAGAGAGAGGGAGAGGGAGAGGGGGGACAAACAAGCCCGGCAGCUACAGAGGACAGAUCAUGGCGGCACCUCUCGGACGGGACACUCUACCUGACCACUGGUCGUACGGAGUUUGCAGAGAUGGCCGCGUCUUCUUUAUUAAUGAUCAGACUCAAAGCACCACUUGGCUCCAUCCGCGCACGGGGGAACCGGUUAACUCUGGACACAUGAUACGGUCAGAUUUGCCAAGAGGAUGGGAAGAGGGUUUCACGGACGAAGGAGCCAGCUACUUCAUCAACCACAACCAGAGGAGUACGUCGUUUCGGCAUCCUGUGACGGGACAGAUCUCCCCUGAAAACACAGAAUACACGCUACAAGACAGAAUAGAGGCACGCAUGUCCAAGUCAGCAGCCAACCACAGAUCCCCCAGCAUGGUCACAGAGCCCUGCAAGGCAGUGACCUCGGCGGCUGCGGAUGCCGCCUCACAGUCGAAGAGCGCCAGAGGUUCAGGAAAAGUGCACAGUUUUGGGAAGAGGGAUCAUUCUAUUAAAAGAAACCUCAACAUCCCAGUGGUGGUGAGAGGCUGGCUCUAUAAACAGGACAGCUCUGGAAUGCGACUGUGGAAGAGGAAGUGGUUUGUUUUGUCCGACUACUGCUUAUUUUACUACAAAGACAGUCGAGAGGAGACGGUGCUCGGGAGCAUCCCUCUGCCCAGUUACGUCAUCGCACCGGUCGAGGCUGACGACCACAUAAACCGCAAAUAUGCUUUCAAGGCGACCCAUACAGGAAUGCGCUCCUACAUUUACAAUAAGAACUCUGUGAUUGGCUCACAGGCGGAGCACUGCGGGAUGCGGACAUAUUUCUUCAGUGCGGACACACAGGAGGACAUGAAUGGCUGGAUCCGGGCCAUGAACCAGGCUGCGCUGAUGCAGCAGAGUCACACUAUAAAGAGAGAGGUGGAGAGACCAGAGAAGGCUGGACAGCAGGCAGUCCCUCAGACCAACCACGUCCACAUCAACCAGAACUCAUCUCAGUCAGAACGCCUGCACAGGACAGACAGGAAGGAGUCCUGUGAGAAUGGCAUCAGGCUGAUUCAUGGAGAUGAAGCGAGGUAUGGAUUAGAGAUUCAAGGGAGGCCCAGUCAGGCGGCGACAGAGGAGCGAGUGGAGGGACUCUCUCCAGACUCGGUUAACGGCGCCGCACACGGACAGCAAACUGUUCUCCAAUUGACGCUGCCACCGGAACAAAACGGAAAUCUAGUCUAUCAGCGGGGCUUUGUUUCACAGACGGGCCCCGAGAAGCACAGGAAGAGUGCACUCGCUCACGUGGAGCAGUGGGUCAAAGUCCAAAAAGGGGAUCCUCCAAAGAGUUGUCCCUCAGCUGAAUACAACCUCCCCCGACGAACGCCCCCCUUAAAGCCCAAAGGCAGCACAGUGGAUUCUACCUAUCAGUCAUUGCCAAAGUCUCCCCGUCUCCCGUCGGGCGGCAACUCUCCCCCAGGGACAUGCAACCUGCCCAGCGACUACAAGUACGCUCACGACCGGCUCAGCCACUUCCGCAUGUCCACCGACGAGCGAAUGGCCGCCAAGGAGGGAAUGGUGUGGCAGCUGUACGAGUGGCAGCAGCGGCAGCAGUUCCGCCACGGCAGCCCCACCGCUCCCGUCUACACGGGGCCCAACUUCACAGACUCGGCGUCCUUUCGAGUGACGGUGGAGAUGCCCCGCUCCAUAUCCGUGCCCCCGUCGCCGUGCGAAGUCCCACCGUCUGUCCCCUCGUCGUUCAAGCCCCUGUCCCCUCGCAGGCCCCACACGCCCUCAGACAGACGCACGGUCAGGCCUCUGGAUGAAGUGGCGUCGGGGGACAACACAAGAUCCAGCUCCCCCGGUCAUAUCUGUGCCCAGCUCUCUCAGACGUCACAGUUGGAGAGAAGAUCCAUGCCGCCCAUGGGCUACAUCACGCACACUGUCAGCGCUCCGAGCUUACAUGGGAAAACGCCAGAGGAGCUGACUCUGCUCCUCAUUCAGCUCCGGAGGCAUCAGGCCAAGAUGGCUGGUGUGCAUAGCCCCAGCUAUGCGUUCGCUCACCUCCAGCACCACCAGCACAACGGCCUUCUGGGUCCCAGCAUGCAGGCUGAUGAUACUUACGUACAACUGAAGAAGGACCUGGAGUAUCUAGAUCUGAAGGUGGGCCCCAACAGAGUUACUGGACGAGAGAGUUUAAAAAAAGAAAGAGCUUCCAGGCCUGUGAAAAUAGCAGAAAGUGAUGCUGAUGUGAAAUUAAGUCGACUGUGUGAACAAGACAAGAUUCUCCAGGAGUUAGAGGCCAAGAUACGCACUUUGAAGGAAGACAAGGACAAGUUAGAGUCUGUGCUGGAUGUUUCCCACCAGCAGAUGGAGCAGUACAGAGACCACCCGGCUCAUGCUGAGAAGAUCGCCUAUCAGCAGAAACUACUACAAGAGGAUGUGGUGCACAUCAGGGCUGAGAUCUCCCAAGUGUCCACGGAGAUGGAGAACGCGUGGAACGAGUACAGCCGGCUGGAGGGAGACGUGGACUGGCUGAAGUCGGCCCUGCAGGGACACAUGAACCGCAGUGAUCUGUCUCAGCAAGAGAAAGUGCAGCUCAGGAAGGAGCUGUGGAGGAUCGAGGAUGUUAUCGCGGGUCUCAGCUCCAGCAAAGCCAACUACAAAGUCACUAUCUCCUCUGUUACCAACCCAGAGAGGAAAUUUGUGCCUUCAGUGUCGGCAUCAUCAGUGCCUUCUGUGUCUGGGAGCUCGUCUGCCAUGGAGAUGAGACUGUCCCAGCAGCAGCACAGCCCCCACCUCAGCCCGAGUAGCCACACCCCCACCCUGUGCUCCAGCCCCAGUCAGCAGCUGUUCCACCACUCUGCCACCAUCACCAGUGGGUUUAAAUGGUGUGAGGAAGAUGUGCCUCCCCGACCUCCUCUACCUCAGCUCUACAGUCCCGAUGAACAUCCCCCUGCUGUGCCCCCGUUGCCCCGGGAGACGACGGUCAUCAGACACACUUCAGUGCGCGGCCUCAAGCGACAGUCGGACGAGCGCAAGAGAGACAGAGAGAUCGGCCAAUACACUAACGGAGACAGUAAGGUGGAACUCAGGCCGUUCCUGAGCGACCCUGAGCUCAUGGGGGCUGGAGACGGAGCCAGCCACAUCACGGUCAUAGCGUCUGGACACGACGGCGGUUACCAGACGCUACCGAGCAGAGGAGUAGCUGGCUCCUCCCUCAGACUAAAUCAGUCCUCAAGCAUCUCCUCAUAUGUGACCCUCAGAAGAGCAGUCUCAGCUGCCGGCAUGAAGGAGAGACCAAGAAGUGCCUUUGAGCAGCUGUACUCUGGGGAUCCGGCGCAGCAACAGCAGCAGCAGCAACAGCAACAGCAGUAUCAGCAGCAGCAGCAGCAGCAGAGGGGGAAGAUGAGUGCUGAUGAGCAGCUGGAGAGGAUGAAGAGGCACCAGAAGGCCCUCGUCCGCCUGCGCAAACGCACACUGAGUCACGGAGACCGGCACAGCCCUUCAACGCCGCGCACCUCGUCCUCGCCGCGCCCACUCUCAGCAGACUUGGGAUCAUGGAAGAGAGAGCAGGAGUUUGACCUGCAGUUGCUCGAGAGGGCUGUUCAGGGGGAGGAGGCACAGGGAGUUAGGAGUGUCCAGGGGGAGGAAAGACCUCCCGAGCACCAAGAGAGACCGCGCUCACACUCCGACGAAUGGCUGACCUAUCGCUCCGCGGCCACAACGCCUCCCGCCGAUGAAGUCGACCUGGAGCCGCUAGAAUACGACGUGGACCUCAACAAGGAGCUGUCCAAGCCUCAGAAAGUCCUGAUCCCAGAGCGCUACGUGGAUUCAGAGUCUGAGGAGCCGCUUAGUCCGCAGGAGGUGGAGGAGCGUCAUCGCAAAGUGGAACGCAUUAAGAACAUCUUGGCAAAGUCCAGUGUGCAAAACCUGGCAGUGAGCGUCUCUGUGGACAAACCGGAGGUGGGUCUGGUGGCCCUGGACUCCGCCCUUCAGGAGCAGGAGAGGAUCAUCACCAUGUCCUACGCUCUGGCCUCGGAGGCGUCGCUCAAGAGCAAACUCGUCGCCGGUUGGUGGUUCAAAUCCUUUCAUUCACUUUUCUUCAUUUGAGGCUUACGGUCGUGGUGGAUUUUUAUUUUUUUUUGCUUAAUAAAAAGGAGCACUUAAAAAAAGAGCGUACCAUGCUGACAGUUUCAGUUCAAUUUCUCCCAGCAUCAAAUUGACAUCUUUUGGUUGAGGAAGGGGAAGCAGUCUUUCAAGAACGCUGGAUUGAUGAAGUGCAGAUGAGGAGGGCGUGAGGUGCAGAGUCAGCCAGUAAAGGCCGUUCAUUUCCUAAUAACUGAACAUUAUUCCUUGUUAGCAGCGCAGAUAGUUUCUAAUUGCGAUCUGUGUAGAAUCUUUCAGGCGGGGGAGGAAUCGCUUGAUGAGUCCAUUUUGUGCGCUGAUCAAUGACCCAGUCAAAGUCGACUCUCCUCCUGCAUACCAUCGCUGCCGCUUUGAACCUGCAUAAAAGACACUGCACUCACUUUUCAUCUCUUUCAUACUCCACAGGCAGGCGGGCGAGUUCAUUUUCACUGGAGCUGCAGCAGAUUGUCAGCCUCACACACACACAGUGUAUCUGUCACACGCAGUAACACUCCAGCUGUCAGCAUGUGUGGAAGCUUAAUAUGCACAGUGAGGCAAAGUCAACAAUUAUAACAUUAUUUCCAGCAUAGAGAAAUGUCAGAGAGUAUAACUGGUGGCAUCUUGUCAGCAGAGACUGAAUCAAUGACUUUCUCUCCCUUUGGUGUUAAAGUGAGCUUCAGUGGUGACACUUUCAAAUCCCUGAAUUAAAAGAAGAGGCUUUUUUAUCACUGUAUUAUACAUCCGGGAUAAAAGAAGGAAUAUUCCACGGCACAACAAUUAAAUAGUAUAUGUUAAAUAAGGUUAAAUAAUGUUGCGUUUUCUAAUCAGUCGCCGGUUUGUUUGUUUUUUUAGCUGAAACAUUCAGAUGAUUAAGAAAACAAAGCACGUUUAAAUCACAAUUAGUCUGAAACUGCCUGACGCUGGAGGAGAAACGAACUCCGCGGAUCAAAUGUGUGUAAAUUAUUCACUUGUUUGGGAUUGAGGUUCACAACAAUGUUCCUGAGAAGACGCGUCAAUACGCUGUUAAAGAAACCGUUUGAGACGUUGUUUUAUUCAUCGCUCUUCACCUUCCUGAGUCGGGGCGGGGCAUCUUUAUCGACUAGGAAUGAAGAAAAGGGUAUGAAAUAGAAAUA